AUGCAGCACUCAUACGCGCCUCUUGUAUCGUACACAAGUGAGCUCCACGACGAUGAUCAAGCUCUGCAAAGCGGAAACCCGCCACACGCUGCUGGCUUAAAUGGUGCUGUGGUGAGGCGCAACCGAAGCAUUUCCAUCAAGGAUCAGCAGAAACACCUACCCGUACAAGAAGAGCUGGUGCUGGUGGACGGAAGCAUCGAGCGUCAAGCCAUGGAGCUUCAGCUGCAGGAGGCCAGACGCAGGACGGAAGAACAAACUCUGGUGCUCGAUAUGCGGACGCAGCAACUACUGAACUACACACACGAGCACGUCAGCCAGACCCGCCAUGAAAGCGAGCGCCGAAUGAACGAGCAGAUGCUCACCUUCGUGCAGAGAGAGAACAUCACGUUGCAGAAGUCGAGCGCCAAUUAG
Molecule: messenger RNA, 411 nt
Organism: Phytophthora sojae
Lineage: Eukaryota; Oomycota; Peronosporomycetes; Peronosporales; Peronosporaceae
Exons: 2
Coding region: 1-411 (136 amino acids)
Source: RefSeq, a predicted model, not a curated record